Molecule: messenger RNA, 1506 nt
Organism: Aspergillus calidoustus
Lineage: Eukaryota; Fungi; Ascomycota; Eurotiomycetes; Eurotiales; Aspergillaceae
Source: the annotation of a GenBank genome assembly
AUGGUGGUUAUGGACCAGACUGGACCAAGUCUUCCAGGGCAGCCUUCCCCUGGAGAUCUCGUCGUCCAUCGAAGAAAUGAGGCCAUCCAGGCCGCAGCGCAGCCGACCGGAGACGGCGGUCUGCUAUCCCAACUUACGAGCAACCCUUUUUUCACAGCGGGAUUCGGUCUCGCGGGACUUGGAGCUGCCCUAGGAGUCGCGCGUAAAGGCCUUCGACAUGGCGCGGAUUUGCUUCGACGACGGAUGCUGGUGGAGGUCGAAAUCACGCACAAGGACGAUUCAUACCCGUGGUUCCUACAUUGGAUGACACUUUAUCAACAAUCGCAGCUUAGCGCAGCACAGUCCGCAGCCAGCAGGCCCGGUUUGAUGGACACGCUCAUGCGAAGACUGACCCCCGGAAUGCGCCAGCUUUCCAUCCAAACUCUGAAAAAAGAGCAACCGAACGGCGCAAUUCAUACGCAUUUCACGCUGGUCCCAGGACCCGGAAAACAUAUUCUACGCUAUAAAAACGCCUUUAUUUUCGUCAAUCGAAUGCGAGAGUCUAAAUCGCAAGACAUAACUACUGGUCGGCCGUGGGAGACAAUCACCCUGACAACACUCUACUCGCAGCGCCACAUCUUCGAAGACCUAUUUACGGAGGCUCAUAACUAUGCUGCGAAAUCGUACGAGGGAAAGACUACGAUAUACCGUGCCGAGACGAGCUCUUGGACGCCAUUUGGGGAACCGCGACGCAAACGUCCGUUGGAAUCAGUGAUACUGGAUAAAGGUGUGAAGGAGCGUAUUGUGGAAGAUGUCAAGGACUUUUUGUCAAGUGGGAAAUGGUACCACGACCGUGGAAUUCCCUACCGCCGAGGAUAUCUCCUGUACGGGCCACCAGGGACUGGCAAAAGUUCGUUUAUCCAGGCUCUAGCGGGAGAACUGGACUAUGAUAUUGCCAUCAUGAAUUUGAGCCAGCGGGGGAUGACUGACGAUCGGCUCAAUUACCUAUUGACUAUUAUUCCUAAGCGGACGCUUGUGCUGUUGGAGGACGUAGAUGCAGCCUUCUCGAACCGCCGAACCCAAACAGACGAGGAUGGUUAUCGCGGGGCAAACGUCACUUUCUCCGGCUUGCUAAAUGCCCUGGACGGCGUAGCAAGCGCCGAAGAGCGAAUUGUUUUCCUCACCACAAACCACGUGGAGCGGCUUGAUGCGGCUCUUGUUCGCCCUGGACGUGUGGACAUGACUGUACGUCUAGGUGAAGUCACUCGCCAUCAGGUUGGCUGUCUCUGGGACAGGUUCUAUGGCGAGCUGGACACGACUGGAUCAUAUCGGCAAACAUUCCUCAACAGGCUCCAAGAGUUGAAAGUUCUUGAAGACGAGAACGGCUUCAAAGCCGAUCGGUCAAAAAGCACGAGCGCUGCAGCUCUGCAGGGCUUAUUCCUGUACAAUAAAGGGGACAUGGAGGGGGCCAUCGCCAUGGCCGAAGGGCUCAUUCAAGGAGUCCAUGAUGGGGACGGUGAGCCUUGA